This is a messenger RNA of Dissoconium aciculare CBS 342.82, 3222 nucleotides long. Its product is annotated as Utp21-domain-containing protein. The record is from RefSeq and is a predicted model, not a curated record. The transcript has a single exon. Gene Ontology annotation, biological process: rRNA processing. Gene Ontology annotation, molecular function: protein binding. The coding region runs from base 1 to 3222 and encodes 1073 amino acids. Gene Ontology annotation, cellular component: Pwp2p-containing subcomplex of 90S preribosome; small-subunit processome. Lineage: Eukaryota; Fungi; Ascomycota; Dothideomycetes; Mycosphaerellales; Dissoconiaceae.
AUGGAACAGGAGGGGCGCAUCGCAAAGCGCCAAAAGCUUGUCAAUGGCAGCGCAACGAGACAACAACGCGCAUCUACUGCCUCCCGAGUCUUUGUGCCCUACAGGACAGUGGGAUUAGUAUCGCCAACUGCUGUACCCUUCACCACCGUGCCAUUGGGAAAAACCACCUUCCAGAUCACCACAUCCGUCGGACGUAGUCUACAGACAUAUGACUUGAGAAGAGGAUUGAACCUCGUCUUCGUCACACGACCACAAACCCCCCAAAUCAUCACUGCAAGUGUCGCAUGGAAGGAUAAGCUUCUGGCAGCAUGGGGCACAGAUUCUGUAGACGGAUCAAGAGGAGUGUGGGUUUAUCGUCGGGGAAAGAAGGAGACAGAGCUCGAGUUCCCGUCAGACGCGAAAGAGAUUGUCAAGGCCUUCUGUGUCUUUGGAUCAUGGAUCAUUGGAGUCUGUGAGACACAAUUGAUGAUCUGGAAGAGCUCGACCCUGGAGCUUUACACCUGUCUAAGAGGCGUUUCCCCUAUACCGUUCACCAAAUGCAUCACGAGCUUGCCAACCUUCCUCAACAAAAUACUGGUCGGCCGACAAGAUGGUAGUGCAGAAGUCUGGAAUGUGUCGAGCGGCAAGCUUGUCUACACCAUCCUUCCACCGUCAACAAGCUAUGGUGCUGUCACUGCCGUAGAGCCCACGCCUGCCCUAUCCCUGGUGGCGAUUGCUUUCGAGAGUGGGCCUUUAGUUAUUCAUGACAUCAAGACAGAUCGCGCUGUCAUACAAUUGAGCACAACUACAGGCGCGCCGGUGACAUCCAUAUCAUUUCGUACCGACAGCUUGGGCGCUGGCGACGAUGGCCAGAAAGCUGGCGUGAUGGUUUCGGCUUCCAACGCUACUGGCGACAUAACUCUGUGGGAUCUGAACAAUGGCGGCCGAAGAGCAGGUGUGUUGAGAGCGGCACACGCGCAGCCUUCGGCAAAGUCGCUAGGUGGCACAAGCAAGGUUGAAUUUCUCGCUGGCCAGGCCAUUCUGGUUAGUUCUGGUCUCGACAACAGCCUAAAGACAUGGAUCUUCGACGAAUCGCCAUUCAACUCUAUCCCACGCAUUCUCCACGAGCGAAGAGGGCAUGCAGCGCCUGUCAGCAGACUUCACUUUUUACCAUCUGCGUCGGACGGCUCAGAUGACACCGGAAAAUGGUUAGUUUCAGGAAGCGAUGACCGCAGCCUGUGGGGUUGGUCAUUGCGACGGGACGGUCAGAGUACGGAAAUCAGUCAAGGUGCGAUACAAAAGAAAGCAAAAAAGCAAGGACUACUUUCUGCAGGUAAGGAGGAUUCUCUGGAACAUCUCAAAUGCCCGCCCAUAACGGCUAUUGCGUGUUGCUUGAAUCGUGAUGGCGGUAUCGGAGCUAUCCCAGGCAAGCACCCGAUCUGGCAGCCCAGUGGAAAAGGCAAGCAGGUCAGCGCCGAGACCAGCGCAAUGACAGGCUGGGAAAGUAUACUUACUGCUCACGCCAACGAUUCAAAAGCUCGGACUUGGUUUUGGGGUCGAAAGCGUGCCGGCCGUUGGGCAUUUGAGACGGGUGAUGGCGGAAAUGUCACAUCUGUAGCCAUGUCACCUUGCGGAACGUUUGGGGCUGUCGGUUCGGAGAAGGGAGGUAUCGACUUGUACAACCUGCAAUCUGGCAUUCACCGUCAAAGAUUCCCUGCCAGGCUGACGCCGAUGCAAGCGAAGCAGUUGAGGAUAGACGUGGAAAAGAAUGGGCUCGUGGAAGAGGACGACGGCAAAAAGAAAAUUUAUCGAGGUCAAGGCAAACAUGCUGCAGCCGUGGUCGGCAUUGCCAUUGACAGUCUCAACAAGACAAUUGUGUCGGCUGGCGCGGAUGGGAAGGUCAAAUUCUGGGACUUCAACACUGGAAUGCUGCAGCACGAGAUCGAUUGGGCAGGGGUUGUUCGCAUCACCUCCAUGCGCUACCAUCGCCAUUCUGAUUUGGCUGCAUUUACCUGCGAAGACGGCUGCAUUCGUGUCAUUGAUGUUUCCUCCCAGAGACUUAUCAGAGAGCUCUGGCCAGCGCGGAAAGCUGUUCCCGAGCUGAGUGAUGUUCGAUUCUCGGACUUUUGCUUUUCGAGCGACGGACGCUGGAUUGCAGCAUGCGCAGCAUCUUGUGUUCUCCUAUGGGAUCUGCCUACUGGACACCCGAUCGAUGCCUUCAAGCUGCGGGCUACGUGUACUAGCUUGGCCUUUUCGCCUACAGGCGAAUACCUCGCUACUGCGACACAGGAUAGCCUAGGAGUGGAUAUUUGGACCAAUCGUGCUUUGUUCACAUAUGUCCCAUCACGACACAUCAGCGAAAAGGAACUUGUUCGCGUACUGCAAUCAACCGAGACCCAGGCACCAACAGUUUCGGGCGAGAACAGCCAGAAUUUGCUCAUCACAGAAGCUGGAGAAGAGGAUGAGGAGGACGAUUCGGAUCUCGACUUCCAGACAGAGGAUGCCUUAGGGGACCUUGCAGAAGAUCUCCUAUCGCUUUCAUUGGUGCCUCGGUCACAGUGGCAAAAUCUGCUUCAUUUGGACCUUAUCCGACAACGGAACAAGCCCACAGAUGCACCCAAGAAACCCGAAAAGGCACCUUUCUUCCUACCUUCGCUGCAAAACGGCAAACCCAAUACAAGUGAAGGGACUGCAUCAUCAACUGCCCUCCUUGACUCUACAUCCGCUGUAAAAGCCGCCGAAGAGCUCCAAAAAGAGCAGUCUCGCAUCCUCACCCACUCCCGCCUUAAUCAAAACCAAAGUACCUUCACCACGCUUCUACUAGCUACGUCUCCGGAAUCUCACGACCACGAUAAUGAAGCCAUCGAUUCAGCGACACAAGCCUUGUUCUCCCACCUCUCUUCUCUUGCACCAUCUGCCGCCGAUGUUCAAAUCCGCUCCCUCGCAUCAACGGAACUUCUCCCUUUCAUCCUCGCACUGACAUGGCUCGCGCGUCACAGACGUGAUUUUGAGCUUGUGCAAGCUUGGAUGGCUGUGUUUUUGCGCGUUCAUGGGGACAUUCUCUUCACUGAGGACGAUGAAGAUGAGGACGAGGGGAGUGAUAAAGAAGAUAGAUCGUCGACAUCGAUCCGGAGUGCGUUGGAAGAGUGGCGAGCUGUGACCGAGGAGGCGGUUGAUGCGACGAGAAAAAAGGCGGGUUAUGUUAGAGGCUUGGUGGGUUUCUUGAGAGCUGGGAGGGUAUGA